AAUUGAUUUCAAGUGUUAUUAUUCUGUUUGGAUGUAAACAAAUCAGUUGAUAUAAAGAGAAAGGACGUGAAGUAGAGGAAUAAGUAUAAGACUAGAACAGAAGGCAACACUCUACUGACUAAAGGAAGUGAUAAGCUGUCUAAGGUGUUAAGAUGAGAAGCAGUGAGGAAGAGAGGAUAUUUCAGUUGUUAUAUCUCCUUUACGAUGUGUGUAGAGAUACUCUCCUUGUUUUCUUCGCUGAUAAAUUUUUAAACAACGAACUUACAGAUGAAAACAUUUCACAUUAUAUCAGUAAAAACAAAAACAAACUCCAUCAACAAUUACAAAAAUCAAAAUGUCAAACAUGUUCGGAGUCAAAAGCUGAAACAUCUUGUCUGAAAUUUCAACGAGAACUACUUAAAAGUUUCUUUAAAGUUGACAAGUCUCUGACAAAAGACGCAAAUUUGACAGAUGUGACUUCAGAUUUACUAUCCGUUGAAAAAAUUACACCAGAUAAACUGACUGUUUCUAUGCUUCACAACCUACUACUUACUGCAGAAAUAGACUCUGAGGAACGUGAAUGGAUAGGUCAACUAUAUGAGCAACGAAAACAAUUUUCAUCUAUGGCAAUAACCGAUGAAAAAUUUCAAGAAAUUUGGAGAAAAAGUGAAGAAAUAGUCCUUAAUAUAUCAAGAAAGUACAGUAAAGGGCAAGAUAAGAUCAUGGAGAAAUACAUAAAAGUUAUAAAAACUAUGCUGCCUCAAUGGGAUAUGGUGGAGGACGCCUGGCAAUCGAUGGAGAAGGAGUUUCAUCUGCAAGAUGGAACGUUGUAUGCGGACAUUGCUCUUAAACUGAAAUGCAGAGAAACUCUGUACUGGUCAACAACGUCACAUGAGAAGUUCAGCUUUGAAAUAAACAAUAAUGAUGACAGUGAAGCCCAAGACAUUUCAGACAGAGUUUUGUCACAGCUUCUACCAGUUAUAGAAAAACAUCAACAGGAAAAUGAUAUCAAAAAUAAAAACUGGACACAAUGUAUACUACAGAGGUUAGAUGACAUGUCUGUUGGUUUGUCGAAGACGGGGGAAUAUAAAGAAUUUGACAUAGAGAAAGUAAAGCUGCCAUCUAUCUCCAAAAACGAGUUGAAGAGCCCACUUUUUGUGAUAACAGAAGAAAAUGAAGGUUUAGAUAGUGUUAAUCCAGACUGUUUAUGGGCAGGAGGAAAAGGUCAGACAGAUUCUGCAUUUUUGACUCCGACUUUUCAGGAACCAGUAUACGACCAUGACGGUGGACAUCAUAUUUUGUAUGCAGACUUCCCAUCCGUGAAGGUCAAGGCGAAGAAUAAUUACGUGAUUAUGAUUGACGACAAAAUAGUAGCCUCAAUGAAGGAAGGAGAAAUCUAUUAUUUAAUCAAGCAGGUUGAUGAUUGGUGGGAAGUAACUACCCUGCCAGGGGCUUCUUUCUUUAUAAAGUCAGAGUGUGCUGAAAUAGUUGGCCCAAAUAAAAGAUUGAUGACUCGGAAUCCAAAAACAAUUCGUAGAGAAUUCAGAUUUCCCUCAAGUAUUCAGAAGCGGACAGAGAGUGCAGAAUCAGACAUAGAUGGUUACGAGAUUGUAGACUUCAAAGGAAGUAAAAAUGAGGAUACAGACCAGCUUUAUGAAACGCCUUGGGAUUUACGUAAUAAACACGAAUUAGUUCGUAAAAUGGUAUCUGAAUCAGGACCUAGAACUACUCCUAGACAAUUGACUGAAUUAGGACCUAGAGCUGCUCCUAGACAAUGGAGACGAAAUGCAGUCAACUUAAAAUUGAAUCCAUCAGAAACAGAUGGAUAUUUAACACCACAGAAUAUCGGCAAAGUUUUGAAACAGAAACGAUCAAUGUCAUUACCGUUACCUCAAAUAGAUGCAAGGCCGCCGUUGAAGAUCCCGGAUGUAGCUUCCCAGACUAAAGAUAAGCACAAAAAGUGACGUGGUCGGUGAUUGAUUCUUGGCACACGUUAUUUGCUGUAUUUAUCAUUUAUAAAACGGUUACAGACAAGACCUGUAUCGAAAAGGAACUGCCAUAAAUAUUACUUUACAUCAACGAAAUGCAGACGACUUAUAUAAAAGCAGAUUGAAAAGUGUGCAUAUGUCUAUACGUUUUGUUACUGGAUUCUGUUUACUUUGUGUUUAGCGUUGAGAGUAU
Molecule: messenger RNA, 2160 nt
Organism: Mytilus californianus (California mussel)
Lineage: Eukaryota; Metazoa; Mollusca; Bivalvia; Mytilida; Mytilidae
Exons: 11
Coding region: 153-1943 (596 amino acids)
Source: RefSeq, a predicted model, not a curated record